This is a messenger RNA of Cyprinus carpio (common carp), 1634 nucleotides long. Its product is annotated as SEC14-like protein 1. Gene Ontology annotation, biological process: negative regulation of RIG-I signaling pathway. The coding region runs from base 1 to 1134 and encodes 377 amino acids. NCBI's taxonomy places the organism in Eukaryota, Metazoa, Chordata, Actinopteri, Cypriniformes, Cyprinidae. The record is from RefSeq and is a predicted model, not a curated record. Gene Ontology annotation, molecular function: RIG-I binding. The transcript has 9 exons. Gene Ontology annotation, cellular component: cytoplasm; cytosol.
AUGGAUGGCAGGCCUCUGUAUAUCCUACGCCUAGGACAUAUGGACAUUAAAGGACUGGUUCAAGCACUUGCAGAAGAAUCCCUGCUCAGGCAUGUGCUGUCAAUCAAUGAAGAGGGUCUGAGAUGCUGUGAGGAGAACACCAAAGUCUUUGGUCGGCCAAUUAGUUGUUGGACAUGUCUUGUUGAUCUUGAGGGGCUCAAUAUGAGGCAUCUGUGGCGUCCUGGAGUCAAAGCUUUGCUGAGGAUUAUUGAGGUGGUGGAGGCCAAUUACCCAGAGACCCUGGGCCGUCUACUCAUCCUCAGAGCUCCCAGAGUCUUUCCUGUCCUGUGGACACUGGUGAGCCCUUUCAUUGAUGAGAAUACACGAAAGAAGUUCCUGAUCCAUGCAGGAAAUAACUACCAGGGCCCUGGCGGUCUUGUGGACUACAUUGAUAAAGAGAUCAUCCCUGACUUCCUUGGAGGAGAUGUGAAGUGCCAGGGUGGCCUGGUUCCCAAAUCUCUGUACAGAACUGCAGAAGAACUGGAGAAUGAUGAGAUCAGACUUUGGACAGAGACUAUUUACCAAAGUGCCAGCAUCUUCAAAGGAGCACCAAAUGAGCUACUGAUUGAGAUCAUUGAUGCCUCCUCAGUCAUCACUUGGGACUUUGAUGUAUGUAAAGGUGAUGUGAUCUUCAAUAUCUAUCACUCUAAACGGGCUCCACAGCCACCGAGGAAAGAUCCGCUGGCUACCCAUGGCAUCACCUCUCCUGCAGGCAACAACAUGCAGCUUAUAGAUAAAUCUUGGUUGCUGGGACAGGACUAUAGCAUGGUGGAGUCACCCCUCACCUGCAAAGAGGGAGAAAGUGUACAGGGUUCACAUGUGACGCGAUGGCCAGGAUUCUAUAUUUUGCAAUGUAAGUUCCACUCUAUGCCAGCAUGUGCCACCACAAACCUACCUCGGGUGGAUGAUGUUCUGGCAACUCUACAGGUGUCCUCUGACAAGUGCAAAGUCAUGUACUACACUGAGGUUCUGUGCUCAGAGGACUUUAGGGGCUCAAUGACCAGUCUGGAAUCCAGUCACAGUGGUUUCUCUCAGCUCAGCACCGUCACCACAUCCUCCAGCAAGUCACAGUCCAGCUCUAUGAUCUCCAGGUAGAAUAGAAAGAGAUUUAACCUCCAAAAUGUUUUAUCAGUUCAGUUUCUAGAUUCCCAAUAAACCAUUACUACUCUUCCUCUGUUAUCUAUCCCAACACUGUAUCACUCUAUGUCAAGGACCUGAAGCAUGGUCGCACAACAAAAAGAGUAUAAAAGAUAUCCUUACCUGAAAGGAUUCUGGUGGUGGUAGUUUUUUUUUUUUUUUGGUAUGUUUUUGUUUGUUUGUUAAAGGGCUUGAAUCUGCUUCGCCAUAGUGCUCAGCUGAGCCGCAGGUCAGUUCAUAGGCUGAUUGUGCUUUGUAUGAAUGUCUGAAGGAGCUCACACUUUACUGUGCAUUUCUACAUUUCCCAUGGACUGCAUGCUGAACUAAGCAAUACACGUUCUUCAGAUUGGGAAAGAGCCUAAAAUGAACGUGCCCACUUAAACAUCUCAAAUACUGCACAUACCUGCAUAUAUGCACUUAGUUCUGCCAUAUCACUAGGAGCUCAUCAGGUAGGUCAG